Triticum turgidum subsp. durum (durum wheat) is the source of this 801-nucleotide messenger RNA. Lineage: Eukaryota; Viridiplantae; Streptophyta; Magnoliopsida; Poales; Poaceae. The record is from the annotation of a GenBank genome assembly.
AUGGUGCUGCUGCAGGUGGGGUUCGCCGGCAUGUACUUCAUCGCCGUGGCGUCCCUCAAGCACGGGAUGAGCCACUUCGUGCUCGUCGUCUACCGUAACAUCGUCGCCACCGCCGUCAUGGCGCCCUUCGCCCUCUACUUCGAGAGGGGACUGAGGCCAAAGAUGACAAUCACCAUCUUCAUCAAGAUCAUGGGGCUCGCAUUACUCGAGCCUGUGCUUGACCAGAACCUCUACUACAUGGGCGCGAACCUGACCUCGGCGGGGUUCGCCACGGCGCUGGUCAACAUCCUCCCGGCCGUCACCUUCGUGUUGGCGCUCAUCCUGCGCAUGGAGAAGGUGCGGCUGCGCAGCCUGCACAGCCAGGCAAAGAUCGCCGGCACGGUCCUCACAGUGGCCGGCGCGGUGCUGAUGGUCCUGUACCACGGCCCCGUCGUGCAGUUCCCGUGGACCAAGGGCCAGCACCACGCCGGCGGUGCGGCUGCCGCCGCCGACGGAGCGGCGUGGCUGAAGGGGACCAUCAUGACCGUCGCCGCCUGCGUGGCCUGGUCGUGCUUCUUCAUCCUCCAGUCCAGCACGCUCCGGGACUACCCGGCGGAGCUGUCCCUCACGGUGCUCAUCUGCAGCGUGGGGUCGGUGAUGAGCACCGCCGUCGCCGUCGUCGCCGAGCGCGCCAAUACCCAUGCGUGGGUCAUCGGCUUCGACACUCGCCUCUUCACGGUCGUGUACGGCGGCAUAUGUGCUCCGGCGUGGCGUACUACGUGCAGGGCAUCGUGUCGAGGCAAAGGGGCCCGGUGUACGUGA